Messenger RNA from Musca vetustissima, 2050 nucleotides. It is a transcript of the gene shop, whose product is annotated as sulfite oxidase, mitochondrial. NCBI's taxonomy places the organism in Eukaryota, Metazoa, Arthropoda, Insecta, Diptera, Muscidae. The coding region runs from base 1 to 2046 and encodes 681 amino acids. Gene Ontology annotation, molecular function: molybdopterin cofactor binding; oxidoreductase activity; molybdenum ion binding. The transcript is spliced from 3 exons. The record is from RefSeq and is a predicted model, not a curated record. Gene Ontology annotation, cellular component: mitochondrion.
AUGCCUGUCACCUCGGCCAUUUGCACACCCUUGCCUGGCGAAAAGGUCAAGGUGACCGAGGAUGGUUUUGUGGAGGUUCGCGGCUAUGCAUGGUCUGGGGGUGGUCGUCGUAUUGUUCGUGUAGACUUAACGGCUGAUAAAGGUAAAUCAUGGCAUGUUGCUACAUUGGAACAAGAAAAUGAACCCGAUGGACGCCUCUAUGGUUGGUCAUUGUGGACAAAUUCAUGCCAAACUCAAAGCCUGGUCAUGAGUUUUUUAAUAAAAGCAGCUGCAACAAAUAUAAGGAAUUCCUACACACCCGGUUUAAAAUGUUUGUCAACGGGUUUAUAUGGAAAACUCAAUCACAGCACAUCACAUGGUCAACAUAAACAGCAACAACAACAGUACAGAUAUGCCUCAGGUCAUACAAAAACAGCAAAAAAUCAAACUGCCGUUUACACACUUUUCACAGUGGGUGGCAUAACUUUGGGUUAUUUGUUUUUCGAUAAUUUGGAAAAAAUAAAACAAAUGGCGAAGGAAACAUCCAAAAGCAAUGCCACAGCUACAAAACUAACAGAACAACACACAUUCAAUUCGAACGAUACGAAUGAUGAAGAAGCCUUCAGGCAUUGGCAUUCAACGGAGCGUACAGAUUUGCCAACCUACAAAUUGGAAGAUGUACAAAAACACAAUACACUGGAAAAGGGUAUUUGGGUAACCUAUGGCAUUGGUGUAUACGAUAUCACCAAAUUUAUUCCCAAACAUCCGGGUAGUGAUAAAAUUAUGUUGGGUGCCGGCAGUGCCAUUGAUCCCUUCUGGGCGAUUUAUCAACAACACAACAAUAAGGAGAUUUUAACGCUAUUAGAAUCAUAUCGCAUUGGUAAUAUUUCACCUGAAGAUGAAGUAUCUACAGAUGAUAUGGGUUCACCAUGGGCUCUGGAACCAAAAAGACAUCCUCUCUUAAAGCCAGCUUCGGAAAGGCCAUUUAAUGCUGAGCCACCAUUAACCAUUUUGGCAGAGAAUUUCUAUACACCCAAUGAGUUUUUCUAUGUUAGGAAUCAUUUGCCAGUGCCGGCUAUUGAUGUCAAAACCUAUGAAUUGGAAGUGGAAGUAGAAACAGAGAAAGCAGGAGCUACAAACAAACAAAAGGUAUUGAAAUUUGAAGAUAUCAAGGCAUUGCCGAAGCAUAGUGUUACCGCAGCCAUUAUGUGUGGUGGAAAUCGACGUUCGGAAAUGACUGAGGUGAAGGGUGUUAAGGGACUGUCAUGGGGUGCUGGUGCUGUGGGCAAUGCCAAAUGGUCGGGAGCCCGUUUACGUGAUGUGCUUUUGGCCAUGGGUGUACAACCCAAUGAAAAUCUUCAUGUCAUACUUGAAGGUGCUGAUUUAGAUCCCACUUCAAAUCCUUAUGGUGCCUCGAUCCCUCUCUCCAAGGCAUUGGAUGAAAGAGGUGAUGUAAUUUUGGCCUAUGAAAUGAAUGACAAGCCCCUCAAUCGUGAUCAUGGUUUCCCCAUACGUGUUAUAGUGCCAGGUACUGUGGGUGCCCGCAACGUUAAAUGGUUAACACGAAUUGUUGUCGCCGACCAUGAAUCCAAUUCCCAUUGGCAACAGAAUGAUUAUAAAGGUUUCAGCCCCAGCACCGACUGGGAUACGGUUGAUUUUACCAAAUCACCAGCCAUACAAGCUAUGCCUGUCACCUCGGCCAUUUGCACACCCUUGCCUGGCGAAAAGGUCAAGGUGACCGAAGAUGGUUUUGUGGAGGUUCGCGGCUAUGCAUGGUCUGGUGGUGGUCGUCGUAUUGUUCGUGUAGACUUAACGGCUGAUAAAGGUAAAUCAUGGCAUGUUGCUACAUUGGAACAAGAAAAUGAACCCGAUGGACGCCACUAUGGUUGGUCAUUGUGGACAGCACGCAUUCCCGUCGAUGCCAAACUCAAAGGUGAAGAAGUUGAAAUUUGGUCAAAGGCUGUCGAUUCAGCGUACAAUGUCCAACCAGAAUCAUUUGCAAAUAUUUGGAAUUUAAGAGGUGUCCUUUCGAAUGCCUAUCAUCGUGUAAAGGUUUUGUUGAAUUAAUGUU